AUGGCCAGAUCUACGCGAGGCUCGCACCAAGCGAGCUCAUCAUCAGGGGCUACAAAAGCGAAUGGGCCCAUCCAAAUCACCGCUAGCGGUCUUCCAGCUUCCUCGGAAAAGACGUCCAUCAUCACUUCCUCUGAUCUUCCAGCUUCCCACACCUCCUCGUCGGCCCCUGAUGCGAACAAACACAACCUGGGCAUGAGCUUGGCUACCAGACAAGCAAAUGCAGCAGACGAAAAUGUCUUUCUCUUUGUGCCAAACUUGAUUGGUGAGUGCUGCUGAGAGAUGCUAGUCCUCUUUUUGAAGCGAUGUUCGAACUUUCGCUAAACAUGCUAAUCUGCCUUGCCCUACCAACUCUGCUGACUUGCUCGUUGCUCGCAGGAUAUGCACGCAUCAUUCUAGCAGCGCUCAGUCUGAUAUACAUGAAGAGCAAUCCAAAGACUUGCACGCUUUUGUACGGCGUCAGCUGCCUCUUGGAUGCUGCGGAUGGCGUCGCGGCGAGGAGGUUGGGUCAGAGCACCAAGUUUGGUGCUGUGCUCGACAUGGUCACAGAUCGGUGAGUUCUCGAGUAUAGGCAUAGGAAGCCAGAUUGGCAAAGUAAGAGGAGGCUCUUGAAGCAGGCUCAGGAGCGGGAUUGUCGGAGCAGUUCGAGAAAACCCACACAGGAGCAACGCAGCUAACGCGAAUCCUCCCAUUCGAUGCGCGCUAGCUGCACGACAUCAUGUCUGCUGUGCUUCUUGACGACUGCAUAUCCACGCUGUGCCAUUCUGUUCCAAGCCCUCAUCACUCUUGACUUUUCGAGUCACUACAUCCACAUGUACAGGUGAGUAUUUGUUCCGGAGGACCUUCGGGGAGAGACUGCGCAACAGAUUCUUCGCGUGGAGGAGGAAGAGAGAGAGAGAGAGAGAGAAAGAGAGCUACCAGAAAGGCGGGCAGGGAAAGGACACUUUUGCGUCGACUGACCGUAGGCAGAUGAAAGCAGAUGCGCGAGAACGGCUGCCGUGAAGACGGUGCUUGGCCGCCUUGAAGCGCAUUGCUACGUUACGAGCGCUUGGUUUCGCGGGUCGAUGAUUCCACCCGAGAUUGCCAUCGGCCUGCAAGCUCCUGAAAGUCGAGUUUGACCUACAUUGCUCUUCACAACAGCUCCCUCGUCACUGGCUCGACCUCUCACAAGGUCGUCAAUGAGGACGUGUCAAAACUACUCAGACACUACUACAGCCAGGUGAGCACCUUUGUCCUCAAGCGAGCUAGCGGACAGACGCCCGGCUCGCAUGCUCACACUUCCUUCCUUUCACAUCAGCGGUGGUUGUUCUUCUAUUGUGCCGGAAACGAGCUCUUCUUCGUGUGCCUCUACCUCCUGGACUUCUAUCCCACACCUCUCGGACUCGAGCCUUCAUGGUUCCUUGCCCCUCUGCCCUCAAGCCUGCAGCUUCAUCUCACAACGCUCGCGGUAGACCAACCCAAAGGAGCAGUAGGCUUGGCUUUUGCUCUGGUCAGGCGAACCACGUGGCCGCAGAUCGCUGCGCUUGUGACGCUGCCCAUCUGCGCAGCGAAGCAAUUGUUCAACGCUUUGCAAUUCUGGAAGGCUGCCAAGGUAUUGGUGGGCAUCGACUUGAUCGAGAGGGCAAAGAAGAGAGAGAAGCAAGGAGAAUGA
Molecule: messenger RNA, 1648 nt
Organism: Ceraceosorus bombacis
Lineage: Eukaryota; Fungi; Basidiomycota; Exobasidiomycetes; Ceraceosorales; Ceraceosoraceae
Source: the annotation of a GenBank genome assembly